AUGAGAUUCAUGAUUUCCUCAAUCACCAGCAUGGCAGUGGCACUCGUCUGUCAAUUGGUUAUCUUUGCAGCAGUUGUGGUUGCGGCAGCAGAAGAUACUAGCAACUUGGUGGACUUGACACACUAUCAUGUGACUACGAAUGUGCAAUCUCGGCUAUUGAAGACAACAAUUGACAUGACAUUUCGUCGUCGCGAUCUUGAUGAUGAUGAUGACACCAUGACGAUGACUGCUACAAUGAAUAACACAAACACAACAACAGCACAAUGUGGACCAAUCAUACACACCAUGACGUUGCAGCUUCCCCGAUUGGCCCGUGUCCAAAGUCUGGAAAUGGAUCUUUCGGAGGACUGCAAAUUGGAUUCACAAGUUCAAGGAAUCCAGCAAGCCCAAGAUACCUUUGAGGACAUGGUAUCCCAAGGCAAACCAGCUGCUCUCUUGACGGCAUGGGACAUGUCCAACUACAAGUUGCAAGUGGUGCUGCCACCGCCACCACGGAGGUCCAAUGCCAAUACUACUACUACUACUAUUGAUGCAGCUAAUUUUACCACCGCUGUCAUGGACGAAUCGUCUACUACGAAGGUCAAGCUGACGUAUACCGAAUUGCUCGUUCAAAAGAAUCAUCAAGUAUCCUUUCAACUGCCACUCUUUCCUGGUAUGGCUGUCUCAGAUUCCUUGGAAUUGGAUUUUAUGGUCCAGGAUGACACUGCGGGCAUUGUCGAAUUGAAAUUUUGGAAUGAGGAUGAUCUUGGCAAUGUGCGCAAACUAGGACUGUUACAAUCCAACCAGCUCUCAUUGAAUGUUACUCAAGUGGAUUCCAACCGUGCCAUGGCCCAUUUCCAAGAGAGCAACUUGGCAGAGGACUCGUCCCUUCCUCGUCUGGUCCGUGGAUACUUUCAACCAGCCUCUCUUCCGGACGCUGGAGUCUUUACCAUUCCCUUGCAAGAAGAGGACAAGGAAGAACUUUGCUUUACCCAUGUCUUCAAUCCUUCUGACUUUUUGGCCACGGUGGGCAGCUUGGCCAAAAAUAUGGUCUUUGUCAUUGACAUUUCCGGUUCCAUGAGUGGGGAUCGGUUGGAAAAUGCCAAGGUGGCCUUUGCUUCCAUGGUUUCGUUACUAGUCGACAAUAAGGAUGCCUUUGCCGUUCAGACCUUUUCCACUUUGGGAACGGAAACUCUAUGGGGACCAGCAGUGGCCAAUCCGUCCACCAAGCAAGAGGCUGCAAACUUUGUCCAAUCCCUUAAUACGAUCGGGAGUACCAACCUUCAUGAUGCCUAUCUCGAUGGGAUUUCACAUGCACGAUCAAUGGCAACUGAUAUUGUCACUUCUACUGCUACUUCAGUACCCAUUCUGGUUGUUUUGAGUGAUGGUGGGGCAAGUGAGGGUAUCACUGACCGUACUUCCAUUGCCAAAAAUGUUGGCGAGGCAAAUUCGGAAGGCCAGGUGAAGAUCUUUUCUUUGGCCUUUGGCAGUUCUGCCGAUGUGGAUUUGUUGACUGGGAUUGCCUUGCAAAACGGAGGCAAGGUCCUUCAAAUCUACGAAGGCUUUGAUGAUACCGUUCAACAAAUGGAAGACUUUUACAAACAAGAAUUGGAACAGAUUGUCUUAUCGGAUAUUGACAUUUCCUACUUUCAACAGGAUGGUUCCGUUGGUGUUGCUUCUGCGAAUGCUGUUGCUGCUUCUGCUGCUUCUGCUGCUUCUUUGCUGCCAUUGUCCAUUGUAGAUGCCACAGCUUCUCGCUUUCCAGUCUUGGCCAGUGGCUCGGAAUUGGUCAUUCGAGGAAAGGUGGCUCGGUCCGAACUACCAACCGACUCUUCGAGCUUUUUGCAGGCUAGCAUAUCGGCUCUUUCCGCUAUUGGUAACCAAGACUGGUCGCACCAGUAUGAUCUUUCCUUGCCCAACCUAGACAACAAUGACAGCGCAAGUACAAACCCUCCUCCUUUGAUUGUCAAUGACUGUGAACAAGCCUUUGCACACGCUCGGAUAGAGGAACUCUUGGACUAUCGCAAUGCUGAACGGGUAUUGGGAGAGGAUCUUACUACCAGUACAGCCAAUGCGGGUACCACUGCAUCCUUUGAAGAACAAGCAAGAAAUAUCGCCAUUGAUGCGCAGUUGGUUUGGCCAGGACUGACGGCACUGGUCACCGUCGAGAAUCCGGCAUGCCAGCAGCUUCUUCCACAAGCGGAACAAGAAAUUGAAGGGAAUGUAACAUCGCAAGUUUGCUACAGUGGUGAAUCUGGUAGUGGAGACUAUGGUGGGGCCUAUUCUGAUGAAUCCGCUGGUGGGUACCGCUACGGAAGCUCGUCGAGUACCUCAAAGAGGCGGAUGAACGGAUGGUGGUCCAUGGCAAGUAUCUUGUCUGUCACAGUCUUUAUGUUGCUCGGUUAA
Cylindrotheca closterium is the source of this 2385-nucleotide messenger RNA. Lineage: Eukaryota; Bacillariophyta; Bacillariophyceae; Bacillariales; Bacillariaceae. The record is from the annotation of a GenBank genome assembly.